AAUCAACACCCGCAAAACCCACAGCUAACUUUCUCUGUAAAGCCAUCGUUUAUGGAUCCCGGAGGCGAUUAUCACCGCUUUGCUACGACUGAGCCUCACCGCGUCGCCGAUCAAGAACUCGAUGCCAUCGUGGUCAAGUCUCCUUUUAAGAGGAAGAGUGAUGUAGCAGAUCAAGAAGUUGAGUCUGGUGACUGGGCCAGGCCUCCAGGGCACACUGAGGUGGUUGGCAGACCCCUCCAAACACCUGUAUCAGGAAAAGGGGGGAAUGCUCAAAAAACAUCAAGGCUAACAAAAAACAGUAAAUCUGGUCCUCAGGCUCCUUCAAAUCUCGGUUCUCCUGGCAAUAAUGUCACUCCUGGAAGUCCUUGCCGUUAUGAUAGUUCCCUAGGGCUUUUGACAAGGAAGUUCAUCAAUUUGAUUAAACAAGCUGAAGAUUGUAUUCUUGAUUUAAAUAAGGCUGCUGGUACCUUGGAGGUGCAAAAGAGGAGGAUAUAUGACUUAACCAAUGUUCUUGAAGGAAUUGGUCUCAUAGAAAAGAAAAUAAAGAACAAAGUUCAGUGGAAGGGGCUUGAUGUCUCAAGGCCUGGCGAAGUUGAUGAGAAUGUUGCCACUUUGCAGGCAGAGAUUGAGAACCUUUGUUUUGAGGAACACAGAUUAGAUGAAAAAAUCACAGAAAUGCAAGAAAGAUUGAGGAACCUUAGUGAAGAUGAAAAUAAUCAAAAAUGGCUUUUUGUGACUGAGGAAGAUAUCAAGAGCUUACCCUGCUUCCAGAAUGAAACGCUAAUAGCUAUUAAAGCUCCACAUGGAACCACUCUGGAAGUCCCUGAUCCUGGUGAGGCUGCUGAUUAUCCCCAAAGGAGGUACAGGAUUGUCCUUAGAAGCUCAAUGGGUCCUAUAGAUGUUUACCUUGUCAGCCAAUUUGAGGAGAAACUUGAAGAGAUACAAGGAGUGGAUCCACCUCCAAACUUUCCAUCAACUUCAGGCUUUAAUGAGAACCCUGUAACAACAAUGGUGCCGGAAGAGAGCAGAGGGAAAGACAUUGAAAUGAAGAGGCAGGACACUAGUAAAAUGUGCUCAGAUCUUAAUGCCUCACAGGACUUUGGCGGAUCGAAUGUAUCCUCUACUCUGAUGUGUUCGGAUUAAUGCUAUUUUUCCUCUUAUUGUUUUUAUUCCGUGACUCUUGGCUAUAGCUUUGAUCGAGUGGAACAAGUUUGAUUCGCUAAACGAGGACCAUGGCAUGGCUGCUGUUAGCUCACCAUGUCCACAAACGCCUCCAUCAAAUGUAACUGAAGUGCAUUUUGCUAACUCAACCGGGAAGUGACAAGCAUGUUUGCAUAUGUGAAAAUGAAGUUUCCUCAACUUGUUUUAUGUCGAGAGCAUAUCUGAUACUUUGGACAUUGGCGUGAAUGUUCGCAAAAAGUUGGCUACUUAAAGUUCCUCAAAGGAGGAAUCAAAGAACAUGUAGUAGGUAUCACAAUCACUGUACAGGAGUAAAAUACAAAUGAUCCACGUGAUCUUGGUAGUAAUAAGGUCAUAUUUUAUACAAGUCUCAGUAUAUUACUCCAUUCUAUUUUGCUUUUAUUGCAUCAACCAGAUCCUCUUGUCAGAUUGACUAGCAUAGCUCAUAUAGACAUCAUGAGGUGACAAACAACUGAUCUUCUGUACCUUGUUUUUUUCUGUAUUGAGAAAAUCUUGAUGAAAUAAAGAUGUAAUCAAUAUUCAGUGCAGAGCAAGCUUGUUUCUGAGAAGAUUUUCCACCUCUGCAUACCUGAAAUAUGCAAGCUGACGCUGGCUGCAAUGCAUUGCAUCACAUAAUACCU
Messenger RNA from Hibiscus syriacus, 1820 nucleotides. RefSeq names its product transcription factor E2FB-like. Gene Ontology annotation, cellular component: RNA polymerase II transcription regulator complex. Bases 52 to 1143 code for a protein of 363 amino acids. Lineage: Eukaryota; Viridiplantae; Streptophyta; Magnoliopsida; Malvales; Malvaceae. The transcript is spliced from 12 exons. The record is from RefSeq and is a predicted model, not a curated record. Gene Ontology annotation, molecular function: RNA polymerase II cis-regulatory region sequence-specific DNA binding; DNA-binding transcription factor activity, RNA polymerase II-specific; protein dimerization activity. Gene Ontology annotation, biological process: regulation of transcription by RNA polymerase II.